This is a messenger RNA of Prorocentrum cordatum, 759 nucleotides long. NCBI's taxonomy places the organism in Eukaryota, Dinophyceae, Prorocentrales, Prorocentraceae. The record is from the annotation of a GenBank genome assembly.
AUGGAGAGCGCGUCGACGCAGCAAUGUGCUGUCAAGGACUGGGCUUUGGCCAUCUUCCUGGAGCUGCGCAAGCGCGAGGUGUCCUUCGCGGUGCCCGCCCAGUGUUCUUUGAUUGCGCCGUUGGCCAUCGCUCAUGCUGCCUCUGGCGCUAACCUCGCUUCGUUUCGCGAGGUCAUGGACUUCGACAACCUGGUUGCGAGCUUCUCCCCCGCCAAGGAGUACGAGGCAGCGGCGGCGUUGUGGAUGUUGGACCCGGUUUGCGCGGACAUCGACGACGUCGCCGUAAGUCAGCUCGAGGGUGCCAUGAGCACGUGGUCGGAGGAGACGUUCUUCCUCUCCUCCAAGCACGCGCCCUCGCGGCGCCUGACCUUCGACGUGCCUCUCCCCGCCUUGCCUGGCAAGCCUGGAGUUUGCUUGACAGAGCCUCUGGCCACGAUUGCGGGCCGCGCGGUGGUGAUCACGUGGUAUUCUGCCAUGGGCGAGGCGCUCGAGGAGUCCAGCGAGGACCGCGUGUGGCAUCUGUUCAAUGCCGCGUUGUCCGUCCCCAUCAGGAUGCGCGUGCUGCCCGGUGCGAGCGCGGCCCACUUGGCGGCCCUGAGUUUCGGAGAGAAGAUGUUCAUUGCGAGUGCUGCCUCUGGCGCAGAUAGCUUCUGGCGGUUCGCAGAAAAAGCGUGCCGCGUGACAAACGUGCGCGCCAGUCUCGACAGAUCGGAAGCAGUGGCGAGGCUGGGGGCUGCGCUGAAGGCCUACGGCGUCUAG